CCGUUACAUCCUCAGCUUUCCUGUUGCCGUCCGUCGGCCCCAACAAAUGCUGGUCGUCGGCGCUGCGGAGGAAUCCCAAAAAAACUUUUAGUUCGUGCCACACGAACCGAAUCUAAAGGCAUUUCCUUGGGCUCCAGAACUCCCCAUUUUGAGCUGGAGAAGCCGCUCUCCGGAAAUAUGUGGAAGUUAGACGACUUUGAAUCUUAUCCUGCAUUACUGGUUAUGUUCAUUUGUAAUCAUUGUCCAUUUGUUAAGCACUUGAAAAAGGACAUUGUCAAGCUUACAAACUUGUACAUGAAGAAAGGGCUUGGAGUAGUUGCAAUACCAUCAAACUCCAUAGUCACUCAACCACAGGAUGGACCAGUUUUCAUGGCAGAAGAUGCAAGAACUUUUAAUUAUCCAUUCCCAUAUCUAUAUGAUCCUUCACAAGAUGUUGAAAGAGCUUAUGGAGCUGUUUGCGCACCUAACUUUUACCUCUUUAAAAAGGUGGUGUUUUAAGUGGAGUCCAACGCAGAGCUUCGUAGAAACUCAAGGCUAAAAGCACCAAGAAGAUUGUGCUGAGGUUGCAAGCAUGUGUCCCAGCAUCCAAUUAAGAGAUGCAAACAUUUUGACAUUGGUGGAGACAAGAAGGCCAAUUGGAACUAAACAAAAAAGAUGCAAACAUUUUGGCAUUGGUGCAGAGAUACAAACAUUUUGACAUUUGUAUACGUCGUAUUUGUUCAGUUCAUCGAAUAACUUGAUUGAUUACAAAAAUGUAUUUUGCGCAACUUAUGUAACUAACAUGCUUGGUGUUAACAUCCUAAGUUGCGACCAUAAUACAUACAUAUACAAAUCUAGGCAUAAACUCUUGGUUGCAGCUCAUGUAUCUAAUUUAACAGAAAUAUAAAU
Helianthus annuus (common sunflower) is the source of this 888-nucleotide messenger RNA. RefSeq lists its product as uncharacterized. The transcript is spliced from 9 exons. The record is from RefSeq and is a predicted model, not a curated record. Gene Ontology annotation, molecular function: oxidoreductase activity. NCBI's taxonomy places the organism in Eukaryota, Viridiplantae, Streptophyta, Magnoliopsida, Asterales, Asteraceae. The annotation marks the transcript as partial.